UCCUCUAAGCUAACUCUGGCUCUGCGAGCCUCCGACUCCAAAAGAGGGCCGAUCCAGGUUGUGCACUAUAUACUCUGCGCAAGUAGAAGUCUCCAUGAACCUCUGGGUGAUAUUCACGGAGCAGGCACUUUUAGACGUAACAAAAUACGCGUACAACGACGUUUAAAUCCGGGAAUGCUUGCGGUACCAAUGCAUGAUGCACUUGAAGCGUGUAGCUAUAGCCCUGCCGCAAGUUCUUUCUAUGACGCAUUCCUCCUCCUCAUUCUGCCCUCAAGAUUCAGCAACGCAGCCAUCCUGGAGCAGGUCGCGUGGCGCUUCAUCGAGGACUACUCGUACGCCAACUCGUACGCCGCCGCUGUGGCCACGUUUGGCAACAAAGAAGCCGUGGCUCGCUUCAGGCCCCGCAACUGCUACUCGUUCACCGAGAGCCGCUUCCAGAUGUCGCUUUUCAUGGGGAGAGUCGGUGAACUGCGCCAGUCGCCCUUCCUGAGCACCGUCAAAACCAUCUUCGAAGACUUGCGCUACACCACCCAGCGGCUGCUCUCCGACGCGGCGCCUUGGAUAGAUCCGGCCGCCCGAAUCGAGGCGGUGGCCAUAUUGCAGCGGCUGCAUCUGGAGCCGUUCUGGUCGCUGUUCGAUGCCGAGGGAUUCAAACCGAUGCUGGCUCCCAGCGCCAUCCGAAAGUACCUGGACGCCUUCCCGACACAAUUUUCAUCGCCAUUGAAAGGCUGGAUGCAGGCUGCCGACCUGCACCGUCGCGCGUUCCCCGGCUGGCCCCUCAACGACUCGCUGCUUCACCGUCACGGCGAGUACUCGUUCCCGGUGCAGUACGACUACUGGUGGAACUCGGUGUAUCUGCACCUGGCCGUGGCGGCGCCGCCCAUGCUCUACACGGACGCGCCCGCUUCGGUCAACUACGCGGGCUUUGGCACGGCCGUCGCCAGGCAGCUGGUCAGGGGCUUCGACGCGCUGAAGGGCUCGUUCCUGGACUCCAACAGAACCGUGAGGAGCUGGAUGUCGAGAGCCACGCGCGAAGAGCUGCAGGAGAAGAUCUCGUGCGCCGGCGGCAGACCCGACGUGCUCAUGCACGUGGCCGCCGCCCAGGUCGCGUACCGGGCCUUUCGACAACACCGAGCGGCCGAGCCAAGACGCUACGCCGUGAGCAAGGACAUCUCGUUGACGCCGGACAUGCUCUUCUUCGUGACUCUGUGCCGCAGCCUGUGCGGCCGCGGUGAACUGUGUCCCAAGGUGCUCAGCAAUAUGGCUGCGUUUAGCCACGCGUUCUCCUGCAAACCCGAUGCGCCCAUGAACCGCGCCGACAAGUGCCCCUUCUUUGAGCAGGCGUGA
Messenger RNA from Dermacentor andersoni, 1347 nucleotides. RefSeq lists its product as uncharacterized. The record is from RefSeq and is a predicted model, not a curated record. Gene Ontology annotation, molecular function: metalloendopeptidase activity. Gene Ontology annotation, cellular component: plasma membrane. Gene Ontology annotation, biological process: protein processing. NCBI's taxonomy places the organism in Eukaryota, Metazoa, Arthropoda, Arachnida, Ixodida, Ixodidae.